GAACCGGGUAGCGGCGUUCGGGGAUCGAGCCCCGCGGGCGGCCGCGUUCGGACGGGGCGGGCCGGCUCCUCCGCGCCGGGGCUGCCGGCAGGCGGCGGCGGCCUGACGGGGGCGGGGGCCCGGCGCGGGCGGAGGCAGGAGGGAGGCGGAGGAGGAGGAGGAGGCAGAGGAGGAUCUCCGCCGCUUCUGCCGCUUCCAUCCCGGGGGCCAUUCACAGGCAUCGCAGCGAGGAGUAAACAGCCCCCGGCUCCGGCCGCCGCUGCGGAGGGCGAUCGAGAGCCAUGCAGGGAUUCGUGAGGCUCCGGCGCGCCGGCUGCGAGCGGUGCUGAGCCUGCCGGUGCCGGCGCGCUGUGGAUGCCUGGAAGUUGGUGCCGCUGCCCCUGGCUGCCGCGCCUCGCCCGAGGGCGCGCGGGGGCCCCGCUCCAUCCCGCGGGCGCCGGGUGCGUGCGGGCGGGCGGGCGGAUCGCUAGCCCGCGCCGGGCGUGAGCGCCCCGUCCGUCCCCCUCGCCCCCUGCCUCCCUCCCUCCCUCCCCGCGCCGAGGAUGAGCGACGGCGGCGGGGAAAGUUGAGGAAAUCGCCCACAUGCGCUGCAUCAGGCCGCGGCCCGGGGAAAGGCAGCGAGCCCAGGUGGGCGCCCAGAGUUUGAAGCCCGCGGCGGCGGGAAGAUGGCGGAGUGGAGCUGAGAGCGGGCGCCGGCCGCCUUGGGGGAGCCCCGUCUUCACUCGCAGCCGUCUCGCCCCACGCAGGACACAUGCAGGCCAAAAAACGCUACUUCAUCCUGCUCUCCGCCGCCGCCUGCCUCGUCCUUUUGUUCUCCCUGGGAGGCUUGCAGUUCCGCGCGGCCCGCGCCCGCGCCCGGCGGCAGCAGCCCCGUAGCCGGCAUGGCCCGCAGCCCGCGGGCAACGAGCGGCCCUGGCCCCGCUUCCCGGACGCGCUGCGCCCCUUCCUGGCCGCCGAGCCGCCCGACGCCGACGGCUACGACGCGCAGCUCUCGCCGCGCCAGAAGCGGGACGCCAACGCCAGCGUGUACAAGGGCAAGAGGUGCCGCAUGGAGUCCUGCUUCGACGUGGCGCUCUGCCAGCGCACCGGCUUCAGGGUCUAUGUGUACCCGCAGCAGAAGGGCGAGAAGAUCGCCGAGAGCUACCAGAACAUCCUGGCUGCUAUUGAGGGCUCGCGCUUCUACACCUCGGACCCCAGCCAGGCCUGCCUCUUCGUGCUCAGCCUGGACACGCUGGACCGGGACCAGCUGUCCCCGCAGUACGUGCACAACCUGCGCGCCAAGGUGCAGGGCCUGCACCUGUGGAACAACGGCAGGAACCACCUGAUCUUCAACCUCUACUCCGGCACCUGGCCCGACUACACCGAGGACGUGGGCUUUGACAUUGGGCAGGCCAUGCUGGCCAAGGCCAGCAUCAGCACCGAGACCUUCCGGCCCCGCUUCGACGUGUCCAUCCCGCUCUUCUCCAAGGACCACCCCAGGACAGGCGGGGAGAAGGGGUCGCUGCGGUUUAACACGAUCCCUCCUCUCAGGAAGUACAUGCUGGUCUUCAAGGGGAAGAGGUACCUCACGGGGAUCGGCUCCGACACCAGGAAUGCCUUAUACCACGUCCACAACGGGGAGGACGUUGUCCUCCUGACCACCUGCAAGCAUGGCAAGGACUGGCAAAAGCACAAGGACUCGCGCUGCGACAGGGACAACAGCGAGUACGAGAAGUAUGAUUAUCGUGAAAUGCUGCACAAUGCCACUUUCUGUUUGGUUCCCCGUGGCCGCAGGCUUGGAUCCUUCAGGUUUCUGGAAGCCUUGCAGGCUGCCUGUGUCCCAGUUAUGCUCAGCAAUGGAUGGGAAUUGCCAUUUUCCGAAGUGAUUGAUUGGAAUCAAGCUGCCGUCAUUGGGGAUGAGAGAUUGUUAUUACAGAUUCCUUCUACAAUCAGGUCUAUCCAUCAGGAUAAAAUCCUAGCACUUAGACAGCAGACACAGUUCUUGUGGGAGGCUUAUUUUUCUUCAGUUGAGAAGAUUGUAUUGACUACACUAGAGAUUAUUCAGGACAGAAUAUUUAAGCACAUAUCACGUAAUAGCUUAAUAUGGAACAAACAUCCUGGAGGGUUAUUUGUACUGCCACAGUAUUCCUCAUAUCUGGGAGAUUUUCCUUACUACUAUGCUAAUCUAGGUCUGAAGCCUCCCUCUAAGUUCACUGCAGUUAUCCAUGCAGUAACUCCCUUGGUUUCCCAAUCUCAGCCCGUGCUGAAACUCCUGGUUGCUGUAGCCAAGUCCCAGUACUGUGCACAGAUCAUUGUUUUAUGGAACUGUGACAAACCCCUCCCAGCCAAACACCGCUGGCCUGCCACUGCUGUGCCUGUCAUCGUCAUCGAAGGGGAGAGCAAGGUUAUGAGCAGCCGCUUCCUACCCUAUGACAACAUAGUCACGGAUGCAGUGCUAAGCCUUGAUGAGGACACUGUGCUUUCAACCACUGAGGUGGAUUUUGCCUUUACAGUAUGGCAAAGCUUUCCAGAGAGGAUUGUAGGGUACCCUGCUCGCAGUCACUUUUGGGACAAUACUAAAGAGAGAUGGGGAUAUACAUCCAAAUGGACUAAUGACUAUUCCAUGGUAUUGACAGGAGCUGCUAUUUACCACAAAUAUUAUCACUACCUGUACACUCAUUACCUGCCUGCCAACCUAAAAAAUAUGGUGGACCAACUGGCCAAUUGUGAAGACAUUCUAAUGAAUUUUUUGGUGUCAGCUGUGACAAAAUUGCCUCCUAUCAAAGUAACACAGAAAAAACAAUAUAAGGAGACCAUGAUGGGACAGACUUCCAGGGCUUCCCGCUGGGCUGACCCCGAUCAUUUUGCCCAGCGGCAGAGCUGUAUGAACACUUUUGCCAGCUGGUUUGGCUAUAUGCCGCUGAUCCAUUCUCAGAUGAGGCUUGACCCUGUCCUCUUUAAAGAUCAGGUCUCCAUUCUGAGGAAGAAAUAUCGAGACAUUGAACGACUUUGAGGAGCCCUGCUGAGGGGACUGAACUAUACUAUCUGCCCAGUGCAGAUCUACUGACACUUGGAGCCAGACUGUACCAAGGACAAAAGUACAUGCAAAUGGAAAGCUGACUUGUGGCUCCUUAAGGAUUCAUUGCUCUGGACUGAUUCAAACCACCUCACGGGCUACUGUCGCUCAAGACUAGGUUGUGUACAGUUUCAUUAUGGAACAUUAAAUAAUUAUUUUUGAAAUGAUUGCUAUGCAGGUUUAAACUUUUUUAAUGAUCAAAAAACUAUUAAAAACAGAGUUCUUUCUUUAAUCAAAAUUGUGUUGGCUGUGAAUAUUUCAAAGUUGCCAUUCCUUCCUUUACACGUAUUUUGAUUAUCUUUGCAAUUCUCAUUCGGGUUUCCCUGCGAAGUUAAAACAUUCAGAUCUCACAGGGAGAAAAUGCAGCAGUUUUGAAAAUAAAUUGAGCACAAACAGGACAGAAAUUAAACAUUAAGUUUCAUUUAGAGCUGAUUUUUUUUUUCUCACUACUCAAGUUAACAGCUGCUAAUGUAUAGAGUUCCAUUGCUCAGAGAGGAAGCUGAACAUCCAUUUAGUACAACAGAGUUAAAAUCCUUCUGUUUGGGGUAUAAAACCAAUAAAACCUAUUUUUAAAUGGCGGACAGGGGGAAAGAUUGAUGUCAAGGAACAAAACAGAUAAGAUUGAAGUGAGAGAGGAAUUUAUGCACAGCAGAAAUCCAAUGCCUUUUAAUCAUGAAGGAAUGACUCAUAACAAAUCAUUUUAACAUCAGGAUGGUUGCUAUAAUUUGGAUGCUCUGCUCGUUAGUUAGUCCCUGUUAUGAACAGGCAUUGCUACACUGCUGGAUAAGCUGUGGUUUUCAUGAGUUCCUCCUCCUUGUUUGUGGGGGCAUAUAUAUCAAAGUGACACUAUGUGUGUCUUGGUAGUUAAGGGUCUAUCAACAUUUCUGGUUUAAUCCCCUUGUUUUAAAGGAGGAAGGAAAGGAAAAGUAGGAAUCUGAUUGUGAACUACAAGGGGUUUCUAGGGCUUGGCAUUAAAAUACUUUGCCUGAAACUAGUUGUUUUUUACAAAUGUUUGAAGAAAAUCAACUCAGCCCAGGCACUUUGUAUUUGUAGGAGUGAAAAGGAAAGGCCAGAUUCCUUCCUCAAGGCUUUCUGGUACUUAAAAUAACUAUAUGGAUGGGAAUGGAUUUACCCUAAAUUUGCCAGAGGGUAAUUCCAGGUAGAAUCUGGCCCCUAAACCCAGGCAUUUGUUCUUGGUGCUUUUCUGUAAUAUUUCUACUAAAAAAUGGGUUUGUCAUUUCAAACAGAAGCAUUUCAGCCAGUCUGUAGUAUACAAACUAGUUGCAUCUUGGGGCAAGAAAGCACGAACGUGGAUAGAGAUUAGAAAGACAACAACAGAAUCGACUAGGUAAACCAGCACUUUUUCAAAAUGUUUUAACACUCUCAUUCUCAUGAGCUGUUCUCGGGGUGCUUCUAGUACUCAUCGCUCACACAAAGUGUGUUAAAUUUUAACUGAGAAGGUCUGGCUGUGCCCCCAGAUAAAAAUGGGGCAGAUCAUUCCUUACCUCCAAACCUUUGUGUUAGGUAGUUAAUUCGGGGCCUGGAGAGUAUGGCUUUGUAGUUAGAACAUGGGGUCCUGGAGUCGGUCUAUUCCUGGCUCAACCAAUGACUUGUUACAUGGCUUUGGAUAAGUUUCUGAUCUGCUGUGUGCCUCAGUUUCCCCAUCUCUAAAAAGGGGGCAUAAUUGUAUUUGCCUAUUUCACAGGGGGAUUAUGAAGCUGAAUGAAUUAGUGUUCACAGGGAAACACAAGUUCCUCUACUGAAAGGUGCUAUCGAACUGCAAAGUGUUAUUGACUCUUGUUUAGUGACAUAUCAGGACAUUCCAAACAAUGUGUUUCUUUCUGUAUGAACUGCAAUAACCAGGGAGAACACAGGAAGUUAGGGCAGAGUUCAGUUCCUGACUGUUGUUGUAAGUCUGAGCCAAACUUUUAAAGACAUUGUUGAGGUAUUUUGAGCUUUCCUUGGUCUUUUUUUUUAAUUGUUGUGUUUAAUUUUUUUGCCAAAUCGAAGCAAAAGACUAACCUCUGUUGGCCUAAAGUUCAAAAGUGGAGAUCACCCAACUGUUCUUGUUGGCCUUCUUACUUUGGAAAAUAAGGCCACUUUUUUAGGUGCUAAAAUCUAUCUUUGGCCUAUCUUUAGGCUUAUGUUUUUGAAAAUGUGGUCACAUAUCAGCCUGGAUCAGCACAGCUCCCGUUUUGUUUUUUUGUCCUACUUUCUGGACAAGCACAUAGAUGUUUUAGCAGGAAUGUCUGUAGCUCGGGAGUUAGCUAAUGGAUCUGUAGGCAGCAGGAGGAGACUAUGGGCUUUAUUAAUUCACUGUACAAAAACAAUGACAAUAGUACUGCUUUUUGUUUUAUUGAAUGAAAUUACUUGGCAAAAGUAGGGUGGGUUUUUAAUAAAAAGCCAGUGGAUAGUAUCCAUCUUUUAAAUUCAGAAGGUGAAAUUUUGGGGCUUAAUCUAUCUGACAUGGUCUUGCUAAUAUUUUUUUAAUGCGCAAUUUCUUGAAGUUGCUAAACAAAUGUAAUGGGGCUAGAUCUGAAUAUCGUUCAAGGCUCUUUCUGUUUACAGAUCACUAAUUACACAAGUAACAAUGCAAGGCUUAACUCCAAAUGGUUUCAGAUAGGUAUGGGGCAUUUUUCUUUGUAGCAUGUUACCAAGGCAUAGGCAUCUCUCAAGGAAAGAAUGCGUCUCCCAGCCAAUCUUGAUAAUGGCCAUAGAUCUUUCUGCCUAUGUGUGGAGACUCAGUUCCUAGCUAAAUGUUGAAAGUUGGAUGCAGAUUUCAUUCAGAACAUUGUGCAUUAUCCACAACGAUGACCAAACAGUGUUCCUAAAGCAGGCUAGGCAUGGUUCAGACCCAUACCACAUUGUACAGAGCUAUGUUGUUUCUGUAGCAAAUGAAAUCUCCCUUUUAUCUCAUGUUAGGAAUUAGUAUAUUGUGGGGGGGUUUCCUCCUCCCCUUAAUUCAAAUGGUGCUCAAACAAGGGUUAUUCCUUGUUCUUCUCUUGUUUUGUUUUAGGCUUAUUUUUUGUUAACAGCAGGCUACGUUAGCCUUCACUUAACAGGUACUUGAAUGCCUGAUGACUUGACGGAGUGUUACGCAUGUGGCCUUUAGCAAAGGUUACUGACCUUAAUUUAAUCAGGGGUGAGAUGGAUGGCUGAAUGUGAAUAGAUCCGUGCCAUUAAAAGAGAAUAAAAAUAAAGAUCUGCAUUUGGGAGAACUAAUGAAUUUUUAAUUGAAUUUAUUUAAAAAAGAAAAAACCCCAAAACUGGCUGGUUGUAAUUGGAAUGGAACCUCUGCUGGAAGAGGGUUUAAUCAUUAGAAAAGCAGGACACAAAAGUAAGGGCAAACUUCCAAGAUUAGAAAGUGCCUGGCCAGCCCCACAGCCCCAAGGGUCUGUGUAAGAUCUUAUUCACCCUCUUUCCAUUUUUGAAAAACUCUAAUUAUCACCAUAACUUUUUGUAAGUGUGGAUGUUUAAGCUUUGUAAUGAUUUCAUAAUGAACAUGCCCUAGUGCUAAUUCUUGGCUAUUGAGCACUUUGAUCUACCUUGAAACCACCACAGAUUUGAUCACUUUCAGAUUUCAAUUUCUUUUUUAGAGCCAAGUUUGACAUAGAAAUUAAUCUUUCACCAAUGAGCGCCUUUUAAAAUAGCUCAUUUACCAAAAAUACAUUAUUUCAAGACUGGAAGUGAUGAUUUGACAUUGAGACAAUGAAAGUACCAGCCUACAUUCAGCUAGAUAUAGCCUUUUUUUUUUUUUAAGGACCCUUUCUUCCCCCUGCCAAAAAUUCAACAUACUUGUCUUUCUUCUCAUAUCUAAAACAAAACAGCAGCAUGCUGUUGCCAUUCUAAUACCUCUGCUAAUCAUCUCUGAGUUGUCAUAUCCUCAAAUCAAGCUCUCUUGCAGCAAAGAAAGGAUGGGUUGGAUUUGUUUUCUUCCAGUCUGGCUUUGCUGUCAAAACCUGCAGCUUUAGCAUUUUAUACACAAACCACUGGCAGUCAGCCUGAUCCUGCAUUGGCCCAGCACAGAACUCCAUUGACUUAACCAUGGAAGAUGGGUCCAUGAUUGAAGUCAGCCGGUCCUGUGCAGGUGCCUGUGGGCUGCCCAAGGUAGGGUCAGAGCUGCUGUCCUCUGAACACUUGAAGCAGAGUGCUCCAAGCUUUGUGUGUUUCACAUGAUUUACAAUGAAGUCCAGUGGGCCUUUACACUAUUUUAAGUGUCUUCACAUGCCUUUUUACAGUAGUUCAUUUCUUUGAGCUGUCAGUGUCAGCCCAUAUUGUACGUUAGGAUGCUCCCUUGUCCAUGUGAUUAGUUACUGUUUCACAGUGAAAUUAGGGGUUAUCAAAUAGGCCUUGUGACAGUGUACAUAACGUUGUAUAUUUAUUUUGAGAGAAAAUAUGUAUAGUGUCUGACUGACAGGGAUAAAGAAUCCAACUGGGAAUACGUAGAUGGGCAAUUGUAAAGCAAAAAAUAUAUACCUUAUUUUGUAAAAAAUGUACAUUUUGGGGGAAAUUUUCUAAUGCAUUACCACUGUUUUCAUAGUGCUGCCACAUCUUUCUUUCUUUCUUUUUUUUAACUGUUUCUCCCCUUUUGUUUGACUAUUGACAACACGGUGCAAUUAAACCUAAAGCAAGUGUGUGAGUGAGAGAAAAAAGAUGGAGUGAGAAAUUACAAAGCCAUAUCACUUGAUUUACUUCAUUAACCUGUAUAACGUUAUAGGUUUACCAUCUAAGAUAGGUUGUUUUUAUAGAUAGUGUCACCAAAGACUUUUUUCUUCAAAUUUAUUAAAAAGCAAAUUGUUAAUAAAUGACAUACCUUUCUGCUGCA
This is a messenger RNA of Alligator mississippiensis (American alligator), 7880 nucleotides long. RefSeq names its product exostosin glycosyltransferase 1 (gene EXT1). Bases 752 to 2992 code for a protein of 746 amino acids. Gene Ontology annotation, molecular function: glycosyltransferase activity. The record is from RefSeq and is a predicted model, not a curated record. The transcript is spliced from 11 exons. Lineage: Eukaryota; Metazoa; Chordata; Crocodylia; Alligatoridae. Gene Ontology annotation, cellular component: membrane.